This is a messenger RNA of Pyricularia oryzae 70-15, 1826 nucleotides long. RefSeq names its product phosphorylcholine phosphatase. Lineage: Eukaryota; Fungi; Ascomycota; Sordariomycetes; Magnaporthales; Pyriculariaceae. The record is from RefSeq and is a predicted model, not a curated record. Bases 570 to 1655 code for a protein of 361 amino acids. The transcript has a single exon.
CAUAUCCCCAACUUCUCAAGCCGGGGGUUGGUUGUUGAGGUAUUUGGCUCUCUUGUCCUUGCUAGACAUGCUUUUUUUUUCUUCUCUUUUCUCAGGUUGCUCCUUUUGCUUAACAUCCUACCUAUGCAAAGUAGUCUCGAGACUCAUCAUAUUGAGUCUAAUAACGAAAUGUCUCGGGACGACCCCAACCGCUAACAAUAUGGAUCCAACACAGCGACACGCAAUGUAAACAAAGUAAAAUUUCUUGGGACAAUCUUGAAAUCCUCGAUACCACUCAGGAUAGCGUCUCCUAUCUCUCAACGCUUGGUACGACUGGGCGCCCCGCAUGGCGAUAUGAACUGACCGGGACUCGUUUGCGAAGACAUGGUUCCUGCGUCUUGAACCCGGCCGGUUGGUGGGAGCAAAAGAGUCAUUUAAGUAGCCCCUCGCCUCUUGCAUAUUGACCGUAGAUCCGUUUCUUUCCUUCUUCCUCACCACCACCCUGCAAUCCUUCUGGUCGCUCGCCCACACUUGAUCUUGCCUUAGUCAAUCCUUCUCAAGACACGCUCCUCCCAUCUCCACUCCCAAAGAUGAAGGUCAACUUCUCCCUCGCCCUGGCCGGCCUCGCGGCCCUCGCCAGCUCCUCCCCGUGCCAGGCCAAGCCCGUCACCACCAACAGCACGAUGCUCUCCCACUGGCCUUCGGCGGCGGCGACGUCGCUCGAGGCCAUGAUCAAGCGCAACGCGCACACGGGAGCCUACGCGGCGUUCGACAUGGACAACACGUCGUGGCGCUUCGACGUCGAGGAGUCGCUGAUCCCGUACCUGGACAACAAGGGCGUGCUGAGCCGGGACAAGCUCGACCCGUCGCUCAAGAUCAUCCCCUUCAAGGACACGGCGACGUACAAGGAGUCGUUGUACAGCUACUACAGCCGGCUGUGCGACAUCGACGCCAUGGUCUGCUACCCCUGGGCGGCGCAGGUGUUCUCGGGCAUGAAGCUGCGCGAGCUCAAGGGCUGGGUCGACGAGCUCAUGACCUUUGAGGGCGGCAUCAUCAACACGACGCAGUGGGUCGGCAACGCCGUCCAGAACGUGUCGGUCAGCCGGCCCAUCCCCUUCCGUGCGCAGCAGCAGCUUUACAACGCGCUUAUGGACAACGGCAUCUCGGUCUACGUCGUGACCGCGUCCAACGAGGAGCUGGUACGCAUGGUGGCGUCGGAUCCCAAGUACGGCUACAACGUGCCGCCGGCAAACGUCAUUGGCGUGACGACUCUGCUGUCCAACGCCUCGGACCCGUCGAACCCAACCACGGCGCGCAAGGCGAUCGAGGACGGCGUCUACGACCCCGAGGCCUUCCUCGACCUGACCAUCACGCCCUACCUGUGGACGCCGGCGACGUGGAUGUCGGGCAAGUACGGCGCUAUCCUGACCUACAUCAGCCAGUGGCGCAAGGCGGUGCUGGUGGCGGGCGACACGCCCGACAGCGACGGUUACAUGCUGUUCCACGACGUUGACGUGGCAAAGGGCGGCGUCAGGCUGUGGAUCAACAAGAAGCAGAGCAACAUGGAUCAGCUGCAGGGCAUGAUUGCCAACAACACCAUGGAGCAGGCCAGCCUGGGACAGGAGGUCACCGCCGACAAGAACUGGGUUAUCGUGAAGCCCGAAGAGAUUCUGUAGAGGAUCUAGACUCGCUGGAUUUAAUGUUUGUCAUGGCUUUUGUGUGUUUGGAUAUAAUAAAAUAUGCAAUGGGGUCUGAUGGACGCCACAGGCAUGGAAAUUUAUGAUAGAUGAUAGACAAAUACCCUCUAAAUAGUAAAAUAAUCGACUUUCAAAAGUUGUGGUCUGUGA